Oxyura jamaicensis (ruddy duck) is the source of this 1516-nucleotide messenger RNA. It is a transcript of the gene FUT7, whose product is annotated as fucosyltransferase 7. The record is from RefSeq and is a predicted model, not a curated record. NCBI's taxonomy places the organism in Eukaryota, Metazoa, Chordata, Aves, Anseriformes, Anatidae. The transcript has 2 exons. Gene Ontology annotation, molecular function: alpha-(1->3)-fucosyltransferase activity. Gene Ontology annotation, cellular component: membrane. Bases 183 to 1226 code for a protein of 347 amino acids.
GGAGCAGCUGCCUGGGCACGACAAAAGCUCCUGUUGUCCUGCCACAAAGUGCCAUUAUUCACGUUAUUUUGGGCAAAACCUUGCAUGGCAUCUCUGUCAGGCACAGCCUCCAAGAAGGUGACACCACCAAGAAGGUGACACCACUGAGAAGGUGACAGCCAGCCCUGCUGAGCACCGGCAGCAUGUCCCAGGCAUCACCACUGCCACGGCUGCCAUGGGGCCGGCCCAGUGUGAAGGCAGUGGUCACUGCUGGGUUUUUUGUCACCAUGCUCUGGAACCUGAAGUGCUUCAUCAACUCAUCUAACAUCUCUGGUGAAGCCCCCAAGCAUACUAAGCCUCUGGUGGUCCUGGUGUGGGAAUGGCCUUCAAAUCAGGUCCCAGACAUCAGUGGGGACAUUUGUCAUGAGUUGUACAGCAUUGAGGGAUGCUGGCUCACCAUGGAGCAGCAGCUCCUGCACCAGGCAGACGUGGUGGUGUUUCCUCACACCAGGCUCCAGCAGGGCAGAGACAAGCUGCCCCGGGAGAGGCCACCAGGGCAGAACUGGGUGUGGGUCUCCCUGGAGUCCCCCACAAACACUAAAGCAUUAGCAGGAUGGAACCAGACCUUCAACUGGGUGAUGACCUACAGACGAGACUCGGACAUCUUCAUCCCCUAUGGCAAGCUUGUGCCCAACCAGUCAGCCACCAUGAACAUCCCCAUGAAGACCAACUUGGUAUCCUGGGUUAUUAGCAACUAUCACAGGACUCAGAAAAGAGCUGAAGUCUACAAGAACUUGUCCAGGUACCUCCACGUGAACAUAUAUGGGAAGGCAAACAAAAAUCCGCUUUGCAAAGACUGCCUUUUGCCAAUGACAUCCAAGUCCAAGUUCUACCUGGCCUUCGAGAACUCCAUCCACAAGGACUACAUCACUGAGAAGCUCUGGAGGAACUCCCUGAUGGCUGGCACUGUGCCUGUGGUGCUGGGGCCUGCCCGGGCCAACUACGAGCAAUUCAUCCCCGCAGACUCAUUUAUUCAUGUUGAUGACUUUAGUUCCCUGGCAGAGCUGGCCACCUUCCUGAAGACCAUGAACUCCAGCCGUUACCAGCAGUUCUUCACAUGGCAGAAGAAGUACAGUGUGAAGCUCUAUGCAGACUGGAGGGAGCGCAUCUGUACCAUCUGCGUCAUGUACCCCAGCCUGCCCCAAGGCCGUGUCUAUCCUGACCUGGAGAGCUGGUUCAACAACUAGUGCAGGGCUGACACGUGCUGAGGGCACUCAGCACUGCCAGAGACAUCAGGGAUGCAUUUGUGCAGAAGAUAAAAGUGGGAGGAGUGUGGGGCACACUGCAACGGAACAGGAUGCUGUGCAGGGAGGGAUGUGGGACCUCUAAUACUCGCCCUGUUGUUGCCACACUAUUACCUUGAGCAACUCUGUGUGACUUAGCUUCCUGCAAAAUGUGACUAUCCCCCCAUACUAUCCCGCUAUGGUGCUGGCAUAACCAGAGGGUGCUUUGGAAAUAAAUGACACAGGUUUCCAGA